AUGUUGUUUACAAACUUGUUAGUCAUCUGGAAAAAUUUAAAUAAAACAAGUUUAGUUAGCAUGGAUAACAACAUAGAAUUUGCAAAUUCCCCUGGUAUUGAAUUGCUCGAUGAUGACGAAAUCGCACAAUUGGACUUUCAAACAAUGUCAACUCUUCAAUUCAAUAAAAUACCUUCGGAAGAAAUCAUAUAUCAGAAAAAAGAGAAAAUAAAGAUGAUAGGAAAGUUUGUUAUGGGCGAUAAAUUAGGUGAGGGAAGUUAUGGAAAAGUCAAAGAAGUACUUGAUACUGAAACACUAAGUCGCAGAGCUGUGAAGAUUCUUGCAAAGCGAAAGCUUCGACGGAUACCGAAUGGCGAAGUUAACGUUCGAAAUGAGAUUCUCUUUCUACGAUCUCUUAAGCACAAUAAUGUUGUUCAGCUGAUCGACGUCCUCUACAAUGAGGAAAAAGCAAAAAUGUAUAUUGUGAUGGAAUAUUGUGUUUGUGUUCUUCAGGAGAUGCUUUCAUCAGCUCCUUCAUCCAAACUACCAUUAUAUCAAGCUCACAACUAUUUUAAACAACUUAUCGAUGGAUUAGAGUACUUACAUGGACAAAGUGUGAUUCACAAUGACAUCAAACCUGGAAAUUUACUCUUGACACUUGAUGACACUCUAAAGAUUUCUGACUUUGGUGUUGCUGAAAAAUUAAAUCCAUUUGCUUCUGAUGACAAAUGUACAAAAGGACAAGGCUCACCAGCAUUUCAACCACCUGAGAUUGCAAACGGCCAUGAAUCAUUUUCUGGUUUUAAAGUUGAUGUGUGGAGUGCCGGAGUGUCUCUUUAUAAUAUAACAACCGGACUAUAUCCAUUUGAAGGCGACAACAUUUAUCGUCUUUUGGAAAAUAUCAGCAAAGGUGUUUGGAGUAUUCCUGAUGGUCUCGACCCACUUCUUGCAGAUCUUCUUCUUAACAUGUUAAAAUUCGAUGCUAAUGAACGAUACACAAUUCAAAAUAUUCGUUCUCAUGCUUGGUUUAUUUCAUCGCCUAUUUCAACAGGAGAUGCGAUUCCAGUGCCGCCAUUAAAAGGAGAUAGUUUAAGAAGUUCGACAGUGUUGCCUUAUUUAGAAUCUUAUCAUUAUGAAAGCCCUCAGCAAGAAUCCAAUCCUUACUUCACUGAACAUGACCUUCAUGCUGAAGAAAUGGCUUUAUCAGCAUCGUCUUCUCAAAAAAUCAACACUACACAAAGUAUUACAAAUCAUGGCACGAUUGCAACCGAAAAACCUCUAGAGUUAAGCAAGAAACGACGAGCAAAGAAGAAAUUUGUUUCAUGUGUUAAACUUACACAUUGCCGUCAAUCUUAGAAAGGCAGAUUAAAAUCUUAAUUUGGGAAAUAAUUUAUUUUCAUGUGAAUUAAAUAAGAACAUCGAUUUAUCUUUUAUUUUUCUGCAAUCUCGAUUGAGACUUCAAAUUACUCCACAAGCUUCAUAAAGACUUUUUAGAAUGAGAAAAAAAAAACUUGUUGAUGUUUCAUUAUAUUAACUUGGUUCAGAGAAUUUUCUUUUCUUUAGAAUUUGGUAUAGGAUUUGAUUCUCCAAGUGAUCCUCGUCUUAAAAUAUAUCGUAGGGAUACACAAUGCUGAAAAUAAUAAAAUAAAUUACGCAUACAUUUAGUAUGGAAAAUAAAAUCGAUUUGGAUGCAUUUGCCGUUUGAAAACAGACUGGCUUUAAAGAAUUUUCCUCAAAUAAAAAAUCUAAUAAUAAUAAAACAAAAACGAAA
Messenger RNA from Clunio marinus, 1750 nucleotides. NCBI's taxonomy places the organism in Eukaryota, Metazoa, Arthropoda, Insecta, Diptera, Chironomidae. The record is from the annotation of a GenBank genome assembly.